AUGGGGUGCUACAUCAUAUCAAAUCAACAGGUCACUAGAAACCAAGUUCAUUUGAAUGCCUUAGCCCUUUUGUAUCUAUUGAUUCAGGAAAAAAACUUACUUCCACUGCCCAAACUGGAGGGUGAUGAACGUGCAGAAGCACACGCUCUGGCAACUAUUUAUUCACAUCUGGUGUGGAUGGUUAGAUGGUGGAUAAAAUAUCUUGGGGUAGAGGAAGCCAUGAGGCUUAUGAUUUGGAAUAAUAGUGAUCCCAGUUUCAGCCUCAGGGCAAACAGUGUGAAAGGUUUUACAAGAGCUGACCCAGUUGAGUGGCUGACAGUACUGAAGGUUCCUCAUGAACCAUCCUUGCAUAUGGAUGAUUUUGUCCACAUCAAAACCGGCAUGCAGACUUGCAUACAAGCAGGAUUAUUGAAAGACGGUCUAUGUUCAGUUCAGGAUGAGAGUGCAGGUCAUUUGGUGGUGUCUAUUGUGGAUUCACAACCUGGAGAGACCAUUGUUGACUGUUGUGCUGCGCCUGGAGGAAAUACUCUAUUCAUGGCAUCACGUUUGAGAGGCCAAGGUAUGGUGUAUGCAAUUGACGUAAACAAGGGCCGUUUAAGAAUUCUUGAAGAGACAGCCAAGUCACACAAUGUCAAUGAUGUCAUCACUGUUGUGCAUGCUGACCUUCAUAUUUUUUAUGAAAAGAUAUCCAAGAAGUUUGAUAAAUUUUUGUUGGAUGCUCCUUGUUUUGGAUUGGGUGUCCUCUCCAAGAGAGCGGACUUACGUUGGAGCCAGAGAUUAGAGGAUUUGGAACAGUUGACAAAUUUACAAGAUGAGCUCCUUGAUGCAGCUUCAUUAUUAGUGAAGCCUGGAGGGACACUAGUGUACAGUACUUGUUCUAUUGAUCCUGAAGAGAAUGAGGAGAGAGUGGCUGCCUUUCUCCUCAAGCAUCCGGAGUUCACUAUAGAUCUUGCGGAUAGGUACGUCCCACCUGAUUUUGUUACGGACAAAGGAUUCUUCUUUUCCAACCCAGUCAAACAUCAUCUUGAUGGAUCAUUUGUGGCCCGCCUGGUCCAAUCUGUAGACCACAAGAUGAACCCUGGGUAAGCAAACCAAGAAUAGUGUAAUUUCUAUUUUCUUGAAAAUUGCUUCAAUUCUUGAGGGUAAAUUUUUUUAGAGCAAUUAAAAAUCAAAGCAUGUUGAGCCACCACUCUAAUCAUAUUCAUCGAAAUCACUUUUUUGGAGUGCAGAUAGCAAGCAAAACGUGAACCUCUCCUCUUUAAUCAAGACAAGGUAGGGCUAUGAUGGGAUAAAUUAU
Magnolia sinica is the source of this 1297-nucleotide messenger RNA. RefSeq lists its product as uncharacterized. Bases 1 to 1086 code for a protein of 361 amino acids. The transcript has 11 exons. Gene Ontology annotation, biological process: RNA methylation. Gene Ontology annotation, molecular function: methyltransferase activity. The record is from RefSeq and is a predicted model, not a curated record. NCBI's taxonomy places the organism in Eukaryota, Viridiplantae, Streptophyta, Magnoliopsida, Magnoliales, Magnoliaceae.